Messenger RNA from Cannabis sativa, 1174 nucleotides. RefSeq names its product psbP domain-containing protein 4, chloroplastic. NCBI's taxonomy places the organism in Eukaryota, Viridiplantae, Streptophyta, Magnoliopsida, Rosales, Cannabaceae. The record is from RefSeq and is a predicted model, not a curated record. Gene Ontology annotation, molecular function: calcium ion binding. The transcript has 6 exons. Bases 191 to 1039 code for a protein of 282 amino acids. Gene Ontology annotation, cellular component: photosystem II; photosystem II oxygen evolving complex; extrinsic component of membrane. Gene Ontology annotation, biological process: photosynthesis.
AAGGCUCAUAUGAUAAUUGGGUUUCCCGUACACACAUACAUACCACCUAAUUCUAACCACACACACUUCGCCACUGCAACCACUGCAACCACUGCUCUCCCUAUUACCCUUCGCCACAAUACUUGGUCUCUCCCACUCAACAUAUUAUUUUCAACAGGCCAUUUUGUAAUUUUACUAUAUACAAUCAAAUAUGGGAGUGAUGACCUUGAUUCCAAGCUGUAGCUUUUCUUGCAACUAUCACCAGUAUCAUCAUCAGAUUAUUCCCUCACACACCUUAAUAGCUCAAUCCUCAAUAGAAAAUGAGCUUUCAAGAACAAAAGGGGCUGUUGGUUCAAGAGCAAAUUCCAGUUGUGUUGAUAAAGAAACUGAGAAAUUCUGUGGAGUUUUGAAGAGAAGAUCCGUUUUAUUAUCUGGGUUUUCUUUAAUUUCAUCAGCAGCAGUGAUGGGUUACCCAAAUGAAAGCCUGGGUGUGGUCAAACAAGGCCUUUUAGCUGGAAGAGUUCCUGGUUUGUCUGAACCAAAUGAAGAAGGUUGGAGGACAUACCAAAGACCAGAUGAAAAAUCAGGAGGCCAUGGAGUUGGAUGGAGUCCUAUAAUCCCUUAUUCCUUUUCUGUACCUCAAGAAUGGGAUGAGGUACCAGUAUCAAUAGCAGAUCUAGGAGGCACAGAAAUUGAUUUGAGAUUUGCAAACCCCAAACAAGGCCGAUUGUUCGUUAUUGUUGCUCCUGUUCUCAGAUUUGCAGAUAAUUUAGGUGAGGAUGCAAAGAUUGAGCAAAUAGGGCCACCAGAGAAAGUGAUAAAUGCAUUUGGGCCAGAAGUGAUAGGGGAAAAUGUGGAAGGAAAAGUUGUGAGUAUGUCUGUAACUGAACACUCAGGAAGAAAAUAUUACCAAUUUGAAUUGGAACCACCUCAUGUUCUCAUUACAGCAACUGCAGCUGGAAAUAGACUUUACUUGUUCAACAUAACUGGAAAUGGUCUUCAAUGGAAGAGACACUACAAAGAUUUAAAGAAGAUUGCUAAUUCCUUCAGAGUUGUCUGACUUUUCAGAUACUUGUGAAUUUGUAUACCAAAAAUAUGAAACUUUUUGAAUUGUAAUUAGAUUAUUGAUCAAAAUACAUCUAACUUAGAUGGGAUUUUGCAGGUCUUGAAUAAAAUUGAUUGUGAUUUUAAGAGA